Molecule: messenger RNA, 5201 nt
Organism: Columba livia (rock pigeon)
Lineage: Eukaryota; Metazoa; Chordata; Aves; Columbiformes; Columbidae
Gene: SMARCA4
Product: SWI/SNF related, matrix associated, actin dependent regulator of chromatin, subfamily a, member 4
Exons: 35
Coding region: 223-4959 (1578 amino acids)
Biological process (GO): positive regulation of transcription by RNA polymerase II
Cellular component (GO): nucleus
Molecular function (GO): ATP-dependent chromatin remodeler activity; ATP binding; histone binding
Source: RefSeq, a predicted model, not a curated record
GCGGCUCCUUUGUUCCCGUCCGAUCUCCGGCGAGCCCGGGGCCGCCCCGGCGGGGAUGGACCGAGCGAGCGGCUCCUGCGGCGGCCGCGGCGCCCUGCGUUAAAACCUCGUUUCUCACCCCGAAAACCUCGUUUCUUACCCCGAAACGCCUCAAGAGCUCCAUCCCGUGGGCCCCGCCCCCCCGCCGGCUGAGACGAGCUCGCCCCGCCCCCCGCUGUAACCAUGGCAACCCCGGACCCACCAAUGGGCGGCACCCCCCGGCCUGGCCCCUCCCCCGGGCCCGGCCCCUCCCCCGGGGCCAUGCUUGGCCCCUCCCCCGGGCCCUCCCCCGGCUCCGCCCACAGCAUCAUGGGCCCCUCCCCCGGCCCCCCCGCGGGGGGGUACGCUCAGGACAACCUGCACCAGAUGCACAAGCCCAUGGAGUCGCUGCACGAGAAGGGCCUGGCCGAGGAUCCGCGCUACGGGCAGAUGAAGGGGAUGGGGCUGCGCAUGGGGCCGCCCCCCAGCCCCAUGGACCAGCACUCGCAAGGUUACCCGUCCCCGCUGGGCGGCUCGGAGCACGCCUCCAGCCCGGUGCCGUCCAACGGCUCGUCCUCGGCCGCGGCGCUGGAGGCCGGGGACGCGCUGGGGCAGGCGCCGCGCGGCCCCACGCCGUUCAACCAGAGCCAGCUGCACCAGCUGCGCGCGCAGAUCAUGGCCUACAAGAUGCUGGCGCGGGGGCAGCCGCUGCCCGAGCACCUGCAGCUGGCGGUGCAGGGCAAGCGGCCCCUGCCCGGGAUGCAGCAGCAAAUGCCGUCGCUACCUCCGCCCGCCGGCUCCGCGCCGGCACAGGGACCCGCGCCCGGCAGCGGCCCCGGCCCCGCGCCGCCCGGGUACAGCAGACCUCACGGUAUCGGGGGGCCCAACAUGCCGCCCCCCGGCCCCUCAGGAGUCCCCCCCGGGAUGCCGGGACAGCCCCCCGGGGGCCCCCCCAAGCCCUGGCCCGAAGGCCCCAUGGCGAACGCGGCCGCCCCCACGAGCGCCCCGCAGAAGCUGAUCCCCCCGCAGCCCACGGGCCGCCCGUCGCCGGCGCCCCCGGCCGUGCCGCCGGCCGCCUCGCCGGUGAUGCCGCCGCAGACGCAGUCGCCGGGGCAACCGGCGCAGCCCGCGCCCAUGGUGCAGCUGCACCAGAAACAGAACCGCAUCACCCCCAUCCAGAAACCCCGCGGGCUCGACCCGGUGGAGAUCCUGCAGGAGAGGGAGUACCGGCUGCAGGCUCGCAUCGCCCACCGCAUCCAGGAGCUGGAGAACCUCCCCGGCUCCCUGGCCGGCGACCUGAGAACCAAAGCGACCAUCGAACUGAAAGCGCUGAGGCUGCUCAACUUCCAGCGCCAGCUGCGCCAGGAGGUGGUGGUGUGCAUGCGGCGCGACACGGCGCUGGAGACGGCGCUCAACGCCAAGGCGUACAAGCGCAGCAAGCGGCAGUCGCUCCGCGAGGCCCGCAUCACCGAGAAGCUGGAGAAGCAGCAGAAGAUUGAGCAGGAGCGGAAGCGGCGACAGAAGCACCAGGAAUACCUCAACAGCAUCCUCCAGCACGCCAAGGACUUCAAGGAGUACCACCGCUCGGUGGGCGCCAAGAUCCAGAAGCUCACCAAGGCCGUGGCCACCUACCACGCCAACACCGAGCGCGAGCAGAAGAAGGAGAACGAGCGCAUCGAGAAGGAGCGGAUGCGGCGCCUCAUGGCGGAGGAUGAGGAGGGCUACCGCAAGCUCAUCGACCAGAAGAAGGACAAGCGGUUGGCGUAUCUGCUGCAGCAGACGGACGAGUACGUGGCCAACCUGACGGAGCUGGUGCGGCAGCACAAGGCGGCCCAGGUGGCCAAGGAGAAGAAGAAGAAGAAGAAGAAGAAGAAGGCGGAGAACGCGGAGGGGCAGACGCCGGCGAUUGGGCCGGACGGCGAGCCGCUGGACGAGACGAGCCAGAUGAGCGACCUGCCGGUCAAGGUGAUCCACGUGGAGAGCGGCAAGAUCCUGACCGGCAGCGACGCGCCCAAGGCCGGGCAGCUGGAGGCCUGGCUGGAGAUGAACCCGGGGUACGAGGUGGCUCCCAGGUCGGACAGCGAGGAGAGCGGCUCGGAGGAGGACGAGGAGGAGGAGGAGGAGGAGCAGCCCCAACCCGCUCAGCCCGUGGAGGAGAAGAAGAAGAUCCCGGAUCCCGACAGCGACGACGUGUCCGAGGUGGACGCCAGACACAUCAUCGAAAACGCCAAGCAGGACGUGGACGAUGAGUACGGGGUGUCGCAGGCGCUGGCGCGGGGGCUGCAGUCCUACUACGCCGUGGCCCACGCCGUCACCGAGCGCGUGGACAAGCAGUCCGCGCUCAUGGUCAACGGCGUCCUCAAGCAGUACCAGAUCAAAGGUUUGGAGUGGCUGGUAUCGCUCUACAACAACAACCUCAACGGGAUCUUGGCCGACGAGAUGGGUUUGGGCAAGACCAUCCAAACCAUCGCGCUCAUCACGUACCUCAUGGAGCACAAACGCAUCAACGGGCCCUUCCUCAUCAUCGUCCCGCUCUCGACGCUCUCAAACUGGGCCUACGAGUUCGACAAGUGGGCGCCCUCGGUGGUCAAGGUGUCCUACAAGGGCUCCCCGGCGGCCAGACGGGCGUUCGUGCCGCAGCUCCGCAGCGGCAAGUUCAACGUCCUGCUCACCACCUACGAGUACAUCAUCAAGGACAAGCACAUCCUGGCCAAGAUCCGCUGGAAAUACAUGAUCGUGGACGAGGGCCACCGCAUGAAGAACCACCACUGCAAGCUGACGCAGGUGCUCAACACGCACUACGUGGCGCCGCGGCGGCUGCUGCUCACGGGGACGCCGCUGCAGAACAAGCUGCCCGAGCUCUGGGCGCUGCUCAACUUCCUGCUGCCCACCAUCUUCAAGAGCUGCUCCACCUUCGAGCAGUGGUUCAACGCGCCCUUCGCCAUGACCGGAGAGAAGGUGGAUCUGAACGAGGAGGAGACCAUCCUGAUCAUCCGGCGCCUGCACAAGGUGCUGCGGCCCUUCCUGCUGCGCCGCCUCAAGAAGGAGGUGGAGGCGCAACUGCCCGAGAAGGUGGAGUACGUCAUCAAAUGCGACAUGUCGGCGCUGCAGCGCGUCCUGUACCGGCACAUGCAGGCCAAGGGCGUCCUGCUCACCGACGGCUCCGAGAAGGACAAGAAGGGGAAGGGCGGCACCAAGACCCUGAUGAACACCAUCAUGCAGCUGCGCAAGAUCUGCAACCACCCCUACAUGUUCCAGCACAUCGAGGAAUCGUUCUCGGAGCACUUGGGCUUCACGGGCGGCAUCGUGCAAGGGCUGGAUUUGUACCGGGCGUCGGGGAAGUUCGAGCUCCUGGACAGGAUCCUGCCCAAGCUCCGCGCCACCAACCACAAGGUGCUGCUGUUCUGCCAGAUGACGUCGCUCAUGACCAUCAUGGAGGAUUAUUUCGCUUACCGCGGCUUCAAGUACCUCAGGCUGGAUGGCACGACGAAGGCGGAGGACCGGGGGAUGCUGCUGAAGACGUUCAACGAGCCGGGCUCCGAGUACUUCAUCUUCCUGCUGAGCACCCGCGCCGGCGGGCUGGGCCUCAACCUGCAGUCGGCCGACACCGUCAUCAUCUUCGACAGCGACUGGAACCCCCACCAGGACCUGCAGGCGCAGGACCGCGCUCACCGCAUCGGGCAGCAGAACGAGGUCCGCGUGCUGCGGCUCUGCACCGUCAACAGCGUGGAGGAGAAGAUCCUGGCGGCCGCCAAGUACAAGCUGAACGUGGACCAGAAGGUCAUCCAGGCCGGCAUGUUCGACCAGAAGUCCUCGAGCCACGAGCGCCGCGCCUUCCUGCAGGCCAUCCUGGAGCACGAGGAGCAGGACGAGGAGGAGGACGAGGUUCCCGACGACGAGACCGUGAACCAGAUGAUCGCGCGGCACGAGGAGGAGUUCGACCUCUUCAUGCGCAUGGACCUGGACCGGCGGCGCGAGGAGGCGCGGAACCCCAAGCGCAAGCCGCGGCUGAUGGAGGAGGACGAGCUGCCGGCCUGGAUCAUCAAGGACGACGCCGAGGUGGAGCGGCUCACCUGCGAGGAGGAGGAGGAGAAGAUGUUCGGCCGCGGCUCCCGCCACCGCAAGGAGGUGGAUUACAGCGACUCGCUCACCGAGAAGCAGUGGCUCAAGGCCAUCGAGGAGGGGACGCUGGAGGAGAUCGAGGAGGAGGUGCGCCAGAAGAAAUCCUCGCGCAAGCGCAAGCGCGACGGGGACGUGGGACCCUCGGCGCCCCCCGCCCCCGCGCGGCCCCGCGACCGCGACGACGACCCCAAGAGGCAGAAGAAACGGGGGCGCCCCCCCGCCGAAAAGCUGGCGCCGAACCCGCCCCCCCUCACCCGCCGCAUGAGGAAGAUCGUGGACGCCGUCAUCAAGUACAAGGACAGCAGCAGCGGCCGCCAGCUCAGCGAGGUUUUCAUCCAGCUGCCCUCGCGCAAGGAGCUGCCCGAGUACUACGAGCUGAUCCGCAAACCCGUCGACUUCAAGAAGAUCAAGGAGCGCAUCCGCAACCACAAGUACCGCAGCCUCAACGACCUGGAGAAGGACGUGAUGCUGCUGUGCCAGAACGCGCAGACCUUCAACCUCGAGGGCUCGCUGAUCUACGAGGACUCCAUCGUGCUGCAGUCGGUGUUCACCAGCGUGCGGCAGAAGAUGGAGAAGGAGGAGGAGAGCGAGGGGGAGGAGAGCGAGGAGGAGGAGGAGCCCGAGGAGGACGGCUCCGAGGCCGAGGCGCGCUCGGUCAAGGUCAAGAUCAAGCUGGGCCGCAAGGACAAGGCGCCCGAGCGGCUCAAGGGCCGGAGGCGCCCGGGCCGCGGCUCCCGCGCCAAACCCGUGGUGAGCGACGACGACAGCGACGACGAGCAGGACGAGGAUCGCUCCGGCAGCGGCACCGAGGACGAUUGACCCCGAGUGACCCCGCGUGCCCCCCUGGGGUCCUAGUGCCCCCCGCCCCGGACCACGGAUCAACCUCCUGCUAUUUAUACACCGGGAACCGGCACGGACCGCGGCGCCGGCUCCGCUUCCGGUGCCGCUUCUUCCUCCCGGUUCCGGUUCCUCCGGUUCCCCCCCCCCGACCCCCCCGCGGUGCCGGUGCCGCUGUCGAUGUCACUGGAUUUCGAACCGAUCAAUAAAUUAAACCCACCAGA